Botrytis sinoallii is the source of this 2671-nucleotide messenger RNA. RefSeq lists its product as uncharacterized. The record is from RefSeq and is a predicted model, not a curated record. The transcript has 5 exons. The coding region runs from base 858 to 2381 and encodes 507 amino acids. Gene Ontology annotation, biological process: transmembrane transport. Lineage: Eukaryota; Fungi; Ascomycota; Leotiomycetes; Helotiales; Sclerotiniaceae. Gene Ontology annotation, cellular component: membrane. Gene Ontology annotation, molecular function: transmembrane transporter activity.
UAUACUUACACACACACCUCGCCUCCUCGAAUGCUUACCAUUCCAUUGUGCUUCUAUGUUACUAUAGUACUGAAAACAAAUUCAAUGUUUACAGUACUCGAGUAUCAAAAGAUUAAACAAUAUCUAUCUACCAUAAAGAGUACCUAGUACCUGGUAUACAUUUCAUGAUUCUUUGAUAUAAUCCCUUACACAAUUUUUCACCUGAUAGCUUCAUUUCUUCAUCCUCUUAUCUCCCACCCUCAUAUCAAAAUACGCGGGGUGACUUCGCGAAAAUGCAUCUCAGACACGCUAAAUGUUAGAUAAACAAUUUCUCCGUUCGUGCCUCCGCAAUCUUCCUUAUGGUCGGAGUUAUCUGAUUGGUUCUCGUCGUGCUUUUCAAGGGAAUGGGGGGGGGGCCAUUUGCCUUGCGAUAAGAAUCGUUCGAAAAAAGUUUAUGGAGACAGACGGGAGAGGAGUUUCUGGUGUUUGUGCUGCUGAGAUGGCGAACAGUAAUAUUAUCGGAAAUAGUUUUCUUGAUAAGGGAUAAGGAAUUAGACGUUUGCCUUUGCUAUUAUCGUAUGAGAUGUAUAUUUAUAAUAUGUAGGUAGGUAACUAGGUAGGGUGUUGAGUUCUUCUGCCCAAGUGUGUUCUGUUUCUUCAUUUACAUCUCUCGAUUUUCGCGUGCGUGCCAUUAUCCAGUCUCUCUAUCUCUACAGAUCUUUGGCACGGAGAAGCUCUUCUUAUAUUGCUAUCUCCAAGUAGUGGCCAUCACCAAUACGUACUGUCUAGAUACCAUUGGCACGGGAUAUCUAAUCCAUUCUCUCUUCUCAAUCCCCUCCGACCACCCACUCUGAACCCACCUCCUCUCCAAAUUCACAAUGUCCCUCCACAAAUCCCGCUCCCGAAGUUCGCUAUCCGAAAACGGCGACGUGAAAGUAACCCCCGGCACCACCCAAAAGAUCGACGACCCCGAAUCCAAACUCGGUCUCGCUUCCGAAUCCGCACAUGUCUUCGAUCACCAAGCAGAGAGGGCUCUGUGUCGGAAGUUCGAUUUUCGUUUGCUGCCCGUGCUAGCUUGCAUGUACCUGUUCAACUCGCUUGACAAGGGAAAUUUGGGAAAUGCAAAAACGGAUGGCAUGGAAAAGGAUUUGGGCUUCAAGAGUAAUCAGUAUAAUAUUAUCUUGAGUGUAUUUUAUAUACCUUAUGUGUUAUGCGCACUUCCUAUUGCUAUGCUUGGAAAGAAGUAUGGACCUGCAACAGUCCUACCCAUCCUCAUGAUGUUCUUCGGAUCAUUCACCAUUCUCGGAGUCGCAGCUCAAAACUUUGGCGGUAUGAUGACCCUCAGAUGGUUCCUCGGCAUGUCCGAAUCCGCCUUCUUCCCCCUCGUAAUCUACUACCUCACCACCUUCUACCGUCGUGGAGAACUCGCUCGUCGCCUCGCCAUCUUCUACGCAGCCAGUAACAUCGCCUCUGCAUUCUCCGGUCUCCUCGCCGUCGGAUGUUUCCAAAUAACCAACACCCCUCUCUACCCCUGGCGAUACCUCUUCCUCAUCGAAGGCAGCGCCACCCUCCUCUUCGCCUUCUUCGCCUUCUUCUACCUCCCCGCCUCGGCCUCGACCGCCAAAUUCCUCACCGAAUCCGAACGCACCCUCGCCUACCACCGCAUCCAAGUCGACUCCUCCUCCAUCGUCAACGAAGAAUUCCACCUCCACGACUCCCUCGCCAUCUUCAAACAACCCUCCACCUACGCCUUCCUCGCCAUCGAAAUCUGUCUCGGCGUCCCCCUCCAAUCCGUCAACCUCUUCCUCCCCCAAAUCGUCGCCCGUCUCGGCUACUCCACCAUCAAAACCAACCUCUACACCGUCGCCCCCAACGUCUCCGGCGCAGUCAUGCUCCUCAUCCUCGCCUUCUCGUCAGACUACACCCGCAGACGUGGUCCCUUCAUCGCGCUCGGUUUCCUCUUCACCUUCAUCGGCUUCCUCAUCUACGUCUCCAUCGACGUCACCUCCCAACUCCACGUCGCCUAUUUCGCCACCUUCAUGAUGUGCUGGGGAACCGCCGCCCCAAGCGUCCUCCUCAGCACCUGGUACAACAACAACAUCCCACACGAAGGCCGUCGCGUCGUCAUGAGCAGCGUCGGUGUCCCGCUCAGUAAUCUAAUGGGAUUAGUCUCCUCAAACAUUUUCCUGAAUAAAGAUGCUCCCAAAUACAUCCCCGCCCUCGCCACCACCGCCGCCUUUGGCGGCAUGGGCGUCAUCCUCAGCACUUCCCUCGCGCUCUACAUGAUUUUUGACAACCGACGCCGCGACGCCAAACUCGGACGCAAAUUAGAUAUUGGCGAGACGCCGACUGAGUUGUUGAGGGAUGGGCCGAGCGUGGAGGAGUUUAGAUGGUUUUUGUAGAUUUUCUUUUGGUAUUUUUUAUUUUUUAUUUUUUAUUCUUUCAAAAAGCGGCGGAAAAGUUGAUGAAAAGAAAGAAAAGAAGCAAAUAAAGGGGAGAAGGGGAAAAAUGCAUAGCACUCUGGAACGAGAGGGUGGGCGUUUGUUUGUUUGUUUGUUGCGUUUAUGAGAUACCUGGAUACCUGGAUACCUGGAUACCUUACUAGGUACCUACCUACCUAUACAUACCUACCUACCUACCUAUGAGUAGGUAGGUAUACGAGAUAAUAAUGAUACAUACAUAUAUACAUACA